Molecule: messenger RNA, 774 nt
Organism: Aspergillus homomorphus CBS 101889
Lineage: Eukaryota; Fungi; Ascomycota; Eurotiomycetes; Eurotiales; Aspergillaceae
Exons: 5
Coding region: 90-773 (227 amino acids)
Source: RefSeq, a predicted model, not a curated record
GUGCACUGUCUCUUUUAACCAUCUUUGUCUUUCAUCCUCGAGCUUGGACUUGAUUACAGGCAAGUCCAUCGACUAUAAGCUGAAGCACAAUGGUUAACUACGCUGAGCCCCUCCAUUUUGAGAAAGACUUUGGCGAUUUUGCGAAGCUCGGAACUCUCAUAAUCAAGGGAACGGUGGACCGGAGAAAUGGCAACAUCACCGGCGAGAUCGGAGUGAAAACCCUCGGGAUGUAUAAAUCCAUUCACGGGUUUACUGGCAAUCUUUACGACGGGGUCCAUGGCAAAUUCGCGACCGGGGUAGGCUACGGGGACAGCUCCUUCAAUAUAAAAAUCAAGGAUGGCGCCGUGGUAGCCCAGGCCAAUCUGUGGGAAAAGGGCACCCAAAUGACUCUAUUCAAACUAGACGAGUUGAUGCCCGCUUAUGACGGCAAGCUUCGAUACGGUGCAUACCUCAAUGAGGUGGGAACCAUCCUGGUUUAUAGCGGCCCGUCAAAUGAGGACCAUGAAUUCGGGUUUGACUUUUUUCUACCUAUAAAUCAAGUAAUUGGUCCAACUGAUGAAACAAUUCCGGUCAAGUGCUCUGGCCCGUUGCGCAACACCUCACAUCAAAGAUACACUGCCACAUUCGAGGAAACAGCACUCAAGAUUACGAUCGGACAGGAGACGGUGAUCAGAGGGACCGUGUCUAACAAGGAAUGGAAAGAGGCCGUGGCUAAACUCAGGGGUUCAGAGAACUGCUACAAGGUAGAGGGCAACUGUACUUUUGUGUCUUGAU